AAUUUCACAAAAAACAUGUCGAUUUUAUUUAAAAAAUUCAUUCAAUUUCCAACAAUUUGUACAAAUUUUAAUCAUCCAACAUAUCUUCUCUAUAUUGGAUCCAGAAAACUUUCACUGUCAUCAGCAUUAUGUAAAGAAAUUGAUCAAAAUUCACAAAUGUCCUUGCAUGUUGCUGUGAUAGGAGUACCAAAUGCUGGAAAGAGUACCUUUAUAAAUAAUUUAAUUCAUCAUAGAGUUUGUCCAACAUCCACAAAAGUUCACACAACUCGCAAAUCCAACAAAGCCAUUUUCACAACAGGCAAUACCCAGUUAGUAUUCUACGAUACUCCUGGCUUAGUGACUCAAAAGGAAAUCAAUAAACACAAUUUAGAUCAAAGUUUCAAAAGUGCCUAUCGAGAUGCUGUCCAACGAGCUGAUAUAAUUGGUGUCGUUCAUGAUAUCUCCAAUUCAUGGACCCGAAAUGAACUUCAUCCAACUGUUCUUGAUACUUUGAAAGCAUUUCCAUCUUAUCCAAGUUUUUUGAUACUAAAUAAAAUCGAUGCAUUGAAAUCGAAGAGAGUUCUUCUUGAUUUGGUGAAGAAAUUGACAAAUGACACUUUGUCUGGGAAGAAGAAAUCACCCAAGAAAGAUGAUAAGAACAGAGAAUUCGUUGCACCGGUGACAGAUUUGAAAACGAAACAAGCUGGGUGGAGUAAUUUUUCUGAUGUCUUUAUGGUGUCAUCGAUAAUUGGCGAUGGCUUGAAUGAAAUCCUUAGCUAUCUUGCGCGCAAUGCAAAACCCAGUCCAUGGAAAUACUCAAGUGAUGUUUUCACAGAUCAACCGCCAGUCGAUCUUAUUGUAGAAAGUGUACGAGCUAGGUUAUUGGAUUAUUUGCCACAAGAAAUUCCAUAUAAUCUUAAGAGUCAAAUGGAGUACUAUAGCGAAGAAAAAAAUACUAUUUAUGCAUCGGUUCAGGUGAUUUGUCCAACAGCGCGUAUUGAACGACUUAUAUGUGGCGAGGCUAAUGGUAAAUUGAAACAAAUUACAGAACGUGUUACAUCGGAUUUAGUUGAAACUUUUAAUAAACCAAUUUCACUUACAAUAUCGACGGUUACAGCGAAAGAAGCUACACAGCGACUAGCAUAGAGAAGAUAUUAAAAUAUUAAAGUGACCGUUAUUUAAUUAGAAAUAUACUCUUGAUUACUUGUUA
Episyrphus balteatus (marmalade hoverfly) is the source of this 1189-nucleotide messenger RNA. Its product is annotated as GTPase Era, mitochondrial. Gene Ontology annotation, biological process: ribosomal small subunit assembly. The coding region runs from base 16 to 1125 and encodes 369 amino acids. The record is from RefSeq and is a predicted model, not a curated record. Gene Ontology annotation, molecular function: GTP binding; ribosomal small subunit binding; rRNA binding. The transcript has 4 exons. NCBI's taxonomy places the organism in Eukaryota, Metazoa, Arthropoda, Insecta, Diptera, Syrphidae. Gene Ontology annotation, cellular component: mitochondrial matrix.